Molecule: messenger RNA, 651 nt
Organism: Candidozyma auris
Lineage: Eukaryota; Fungi; Ascomycota; Pichiomycetes; Serinales; Metschnikowiaceae
Gene: CTA1
Product: Cta1p
Exons: 1
Coding region: 1-651 (216 amino acids)
Biological process (GO): late endosome to vacuole transport via multivesicular body sorting pathway; vesicle budding from membrane
Cellular component (GO): multivesicular body
Source: RefSeq, a predicted model, not a curated record
AUGAACAGGCUCUUUGGCACAAAAAAUACAGCACCAAAACCGACACUCAAUGACGCUAUCAAGAAUAUUGAUGAAAGAGUCGGCUCGCUCGAUGUGAAACUUUCAAAAAUCAAUUCGGAGUUGUCCACGUAUCAGCAGAAGAUAAGCCGUAUGAAAGACGGGCCAGGCAAAAAUGCUCUAAAACAAAGGGCUUUGAAGCUUUUGAGGCAGAGAAAACAAAUUGAAUCACAGAAGGAGCAAUUGGAAAACCAGCUGUGGAAUAUGACGUCGGCGUCAAUGACCACAGAUAACCUUCAAAAUACAAUGAUCACAGUGGAUGCCAUGAAAACAGCCAACAAGCAACUAAAGAAGACAUACGGAAAAAUUGAUAUCGAUAAGAUUGAGCUGUUGCAGGAUGAGAUGUUGGAUCUAAUAGAGAAGCUGAAUGAGCUUCAAGAAUCGUUGCUGACCUCAUACGAUGUUCCUGACGACAUCUCUGAGCUGGAGCUCGAUGCCGAACUAGAUGCUUUGGGAGAGGAGAUGGACUUUGAGUCUGAAAUGAACGAGGCUGGAUUGGGUGUGCCAAGCUACUUAAACGACGCCGAGCCUGCGCCAGAUAAGUUGCCAGCGUUUAUUGAUGAGCCUGAAGAGGGCGAAAAGGUGGCUAAUUAA